GCGGUGGGGCCGGAAGUGAGUUUUAGUAACCCGGAAGAGGAGUUCUUUCCUGGCUGUAGUGUUGGUAUCUUCCAGCUGCUGCUUGUACUGCGGCUGAGGGUAUCGUCGCGAAAGGAUGGUGUGCGAAAAAUGUGAAAAGAAACUUGGUACUGUUAUCACUCCAGAUACAUGGAAAGAUGGUGCAAGGAAUACCACAGAAAGUGGUGGAAGAAAGCUGAACGAAAAUAAGGCUUUGACCUCAAAAAAAGCAAGAUUUGAUCCAUAUGGAAAGAAUAAAUUCUCCACUUGCAGAAUUUGUAAAAGUUCUGUACACCAACCGGGUUCUCAUUAUUGCCAGGGCUGUGCCUACAAAAAGGGCAUCUGCGCUAUGUGUGGAAAAAAGGUUUUGGAUACCAAAAACUACAAGCAAACGUCUGUUUAGGUGUAUUGAAGUUUCUGGUUUUCUGUACGAUUUUCCUUUUUGCUUUGAAUUUUCAAGGCACAACUUAGAUGUUCAAGUUACAAAAUAACAUGUCUUAAGACAAUUAAACCAGGGAAGUAGACUGGUAUUCUUUCUUUUGCUGUUAAGAAGUUCAGCAGCAAUGUAACUAGUUUUCUGCCUUAAGCUUUUAUUUUCUUUACAAACAUCUUAUUUAACUGGAGUAAGUAGCAAAUCUAACAAAAGUAUUUUCCUAGUUCUGUAUGCACUUUUUAAUUUAUCAUUACUCAUAAUUUUUAUUCUUUUUCCCUCUACAUUAUAGAUAUUGCAAAAGAAGGAAGUUGUUGAUAUAUGGCUUUGAAUUUGGCAUUCGGACUUGUAAUCCUUCCCUCAUUCCCUGUUGGUUGUGUAACUUUAGAAUCAGCCGUUCCUUAAUUAAUUGCAGCAUCAUAGGGCAUUUAAAUAUCUGAGCCCAUUGUUGUUUAAUAGUUCCUUAAAUAAAUUAUCCCAGACCCAAAUUAAACAAAAGUUGUUUUUAUGUUAUUUUUUAUUCGUGAAGCCAACGUGCCAGUACCUUUCAUAUGAGAACAGGAACUCAAGGGACAACCCACAUAUGUCCAAAAAAUACACUGGAUUUCAGAAAAACACAUAUCACCUUGAAUUCAGACCAUCAUGAAAGCCAGAAGAACAUUGUGCAUCCAUAAUGAUGUAUAGUGAAUGAAUCACCAUUCUUUGGGAAAGUGCUUUGAAGCAGACACCAAACAUUUUUUUAACCUCUUCUUUUCCCUCCCCCACCAAAAAUAAAUAGACAAAGCAAACAUUUUGACUCUUUUUUUAAAUAUAUAUUUAAUAUAGACUGCUAAAAGACUGCUUUGAGGUUUCUUUUUUUUAACUAUAGUGUAGUUGAUUUAUAGUGUUGUGUUAAUUUCUGCUGUGGACAACAGAAUGAUUCAGUUAUACGUAUAUAUACAUUGUUUUUUAAAUUCUUUGCCAUUAUGGUAUAUCACAAGAUAUUGAAUCCAGUUCCCUGUGCUAUGCAGUAAGACCCUGUUGUUUAUCCAUUCUGUGCAUCUGCUAACCCCUAACUCCCAAUCCAUCUCCUCACCCUGACAGCCCCCUCGGCAGUCACAAGGCUGUUCUCUUUGUCAGAGAGUCUGUUUCUGUUUCUUAGAUAGGUUCGUUUGUGUCAUAUUUUAGAUUCUGCCUUUAAGUGAAAUCAUAUGGUAUCUGUCUUUCUGACCUCGCUUAGUACAGUAAUUUCUAAGGCCAUCAUGUUAAUUGGACAUUAUUUCAUUCUUUUUAUGACUGAGUAAUAUUCCAUUUUAUGUGUCAGUCUUUUGAAUUGUAGUUUUGUUUGAAUAUAAGCCCAGGAGUUGGAUUGCUGGAUCAUAUGUUAGUUCAAUUUUUAGUUUUUUGAGGAACACUCAUACUGUUUUCCAUAGUGACUGUACCAACUCAUAUUCUUACACUGUAGGGGGGUUCCCUCUUCUCUAUACCCUCUCUAGCAUUUGUUAUUGGUAGACUUUAUAAUGAUAGCCUUUCUGACUUGUGUGAGGUGGUACUUCACUGUAGUUUUGAUUUGCUUCUCUCUAAUAAUUAGUGACGUUGAACAUCUUUCUCAUGUGUCUGUUGGCCAUCUGUAUGUCUUCUUUGGAGACGUGUCUAGGUCUUCUGCCCAUUUUUUGGUUGGGUGGUUUGGGUUUUGUGUUGAAUUAUGUGAACUGUUUGUGUGUUUUGGAAAUAAAGCACUUGUCAGUCACAUCAUUUGUAAAUAUUUUCUCCAAGACUGUAGGUGGUUCUUUUCAUUUUGUAUAUGAUUUCCUUUGUUAUACAAAAGCUUAUAAGUUUGAUUAGGUCCAGUUGGUUUAAUUUUGCUUUUGUUUCUAUUGCUUUGGUAGACUGACCUAAGAAACAUUGGUACGAUUUAUUUCAGAGAAUGUUUUGCCUGCAUUCUCUUUUAGGAGUUUUAUGGUAUCAUAUCACGUCUUAUUAAGUGUUUAAGCCAUGUUGAGUUUAUUUUUGUGUGUGGUGAGAGGGUGUGUUCUGUGUGUUCUGACUACAUUGAUUCACGUGCAGCUGUCCAACUUUCCCUUAACACUACUUGCUGAAGAGAUUGUCUUUUUUCCAUUGUAUAUUUUACGUGUGUGGGUUUAUUUCUGGGCUGUCUGUUCAUUUUCAGGUUUCAGACAAAGCCUUUUCUUUUGCUGCCUUUAGAGGUACAGGACUUCUGCUUUUGAAACAAGCUUACUGUGGGAGGCCAAAAAAAGUAUUCCCCAUUGCCAAGUGCAGUAUAAAGAUGUAUCACUAUAAAAUGGUAGACUAGAUACAAUGAUGAUACACAUGGUAUAAAUACCACAUUUUUAUUUGUUUUAAAACUACUGUGGAAAGUAUUUAAAGUUUUAACUGUUUAAUUUUAUCCAUAAGGUUUU
Messenger RNA from Dama dama (fallow deer), 2847 nucleotides. It is a transcript of the gene CRIPT, whose product is annotated as CXXC repeat containing interactor of PDZ3 domain. Bases 116 to 421 code for a protein of 101 amino acids. NCBI's taxonomy places the organism in Eukaryota, Metazoa, Chordata, Mammalia, Artiodactyla, Cervidae. Gene Ontology annotation, biological process: cytoplasmic microtubule organization. Gene Ontology annotation, molecular function: microtubule binding; PDZ domain binding. Gene Ontology annotation, cellular component: dendrite. The transcript has 5 exons. The record is from RefSeq and is a predicted model, not a curated record.